This is a messenger RNA of Trichoderma asperellum CBS 433.97, 1100 nucleotides long. RefSeq lists its product as uncharacterized. Lineage: Eukaryota; Fungi; Ascomycota; Sordariomycetes; Hypocreales; Hypocreaceae. The record is from RefSeq and is a predicted model, not a curated record.
AUGGUUUAAGUACCAUAGGCAAGUAUAAAAUGGUCGAAGUCUUCCAUGCUCCCGUUUGCAUUUGUAGACAGACAUAGCGCUCUUAUCAAAGAAAUCACCUCUUCCAUCCAUUCAGUCAAUAUGCCGAAACCCAAACGCCCGGAGACUGUCGCAGUCUCUAAGUCUGACAAACGGCAUCUUCUCACUUACCUAGAGCAUGCAGACCCAAACCAUAUUCAAGUUUCUCUAUGGGAUGUUAGGUGGCGUCCAACACACGGAGAAACCAGAUCCGCCUCAAGACUCACUUUUCAUAUCGGUGUCCGUUUCGUUCAAGGCGAAUACCAAACAUGUAUCUUAGUCGAUUCUGAAGAAGGAGAAUUGCCAGUUGAUGAUACUGUUCGAAAUUGGGGCCCCUCUAUGCCAAAUUUGGGGGAGGUACUGCAAUAUUAUCAGAAACUGUUCGGAGUCCAAGCUUUGAAGCCUCUGAUUAGGAAGCAACAGCCUCGUCGGGACGAUGAUGACGACAAUGAGGAGGGCGGUUCAUCUAGCCGUGCGUGGAGAAAAAAGAUUCAAAAAAGCAACAAACCUGGAUACUAUUAUUACUACGAUGAACAAGAAGAGUAUCGUGAAUGCGAUGAGAAGGGAAAUGAUAUAUACAGAAGCUACAAGAACUCAAGUCCGCAAGGGAUGACCGGGAAAAUUGGUUCGCAAAGUAGUAGGGGGGAGAGGAGGUAUGAAGAGAGGAGGUAUGGAGAGAGGGGAUAUGGAGAGAGGGGAUAUGGAGAGAGAGCUUCUGGGGAGCGGGGGUAUGGAGGGAGAGCAGAGAGGGGAUAUGGAGAGAGGGAAUAUACCCAGACUUCCCAAACGACUUACCACACCGACACAAAGACAGGCAAGAUAUACUACAUUGACAAGUAUGGUAAGUCCCACUGGGCUUGAAGUACUUGGGCAUUGGGGAAUAGCUCUUGGGAGGAAUUGAGCUGUCCGGUGUCUACUAUCUCUACUGCCUCUACUAGUUCUACUGCCUCUACUCGUUCUACUGUUUCUACUAGUUCUACUGUUUCUAUCGCAAUUUGGAUACGUCUCUUAUUUCUACUGCUUCUCAACACACUCUUGUACAA